UUUUAAUGCGCAAGAAGUAGAGAGAGGGUUCGUCAAAAUGGCGACAAGUGCCAAAAAUUCGUUUAACCAUUAUCAAAAUGGAAAAUAUGGCACUUUACCGGGGAAUCCGAAUAAUAAUUCGGAGGUUACACAAGAUAUGCAUCUUAAGAUGUCAAAGAAAAUCGCACAGCUCACAAAAGUUAUAUAUGCACUAAACACCAAAAAUGAUGAACAUGAAGCAGUCGUACAAACACUGAAGGAGCAGCAUGAAGAACAAAUACAGCAGUUGUUGUCCGAAACGAGAGAGAAAAUCAUCAAGUUCAAACAAAAAAUUGAUAGUGAAAGUGACCACAAACACACCAUAUCCAACCUACAGAACUGUGUGGCAGAGCAUGAAAAGCACAAAAAAGAAGCUCUCAGCAAGUUUGAGAACUUUAAGAGACAAGCUGAGGAACGUGAGACCAAACUUAAAACAGAACAUUCACAGAAAUAUCUGGAACUGUCCCAGGAAGUCUUGGCAGCGAAACGUCAUUUUGAGGACCAGUUGUCUAAGUUUGAAUUAUGGAGGAAAGAAGUGGAUUCAGAGAAAGAGAAAAGUUUGGAGGAGCAGAAAAAAAUCCACACCAAGGAAAUGGAUGAACUCCGUGAUUUCUUCCGAUCCCAGAACAAUGACUGGUUAAAUGAGUGUGCUAAAAUAGAGGAUAAGUAUAAGGCUGAGUUAGAGGGACUGAAAACACAAUGUGACUCACUGAACACUGAAAAACAGAAACUCACAGAGGACUAUGAGUCCAAACUUGCCAAGGCCAAAGCUUUUUAUGAGAAGGAGUUGGAAGUGUUACAAAAUGCAAAAGACAGUUCUGUGGAAGAUGUAGUGAAUCGCUAUAAAGAAGAACAAGAAAAACUGAAAAAGGAUUUCUUGUCACAGCAAAAGGAGCUUAAACUUCAGAUUGAACGCCUUGUAAAUGAUUUGUCAGUCAGCGAGGAAAAUGUGGACAAAUUACAAAAAGAACUGAAGGGUCUGAGAGAGACAAUGAAAGAUAAAGACUCCACAUCAUCUGGACUGUUCAAACAGUUGCAGGAAGCCAAAGUGGAGGCAACAGAUGUCAGUAAGAGGCUGAAGGAGCUGCAGUCUGAGCUGGUGGCCACCAAAGAGAGGUGUAGUCAGCAGGCCGAGGACCUCCAGAAAAAGUCAGUUCAUAUUGGCCAGUUGGAAGGAACAAAUGUUCAAAAGACUUCAAAGAUUAAAGAAUUGGAAGAUGAGAUAAGAAAACUUAAAGACAGACUUAGCUGGCUCGAGUCAGAACGCAAAUCACUGGAGAAUCAGAAAGAUUCCCUCACAGAGAAUCAGAAAUCACAGCUCAAGUCACUAGAACAGUCCUUAGAGGACCUGUCUAUUGAGAAACAGACAAUGAUGACAAGGCUGGAGAGGGAAAUUCAGAGUCUGAAGGAAAAAUCAGCAGCCAAAGAAAAAGAGCUGACAGACAAACACACACACGAUGUACAGCAACUCAACAAAGCUCACUCAGAGAGUCUGGAGAUGACCAAACAAAAGGCAGAGACUCAACUGACUCAAACCAAAGAGGAAAUGUUGAAGAAGUACCAUGAAGAUGUGGAGAGAUUGAACAAGGAUAAAUCUUCGUUACUGGAUGAGUUUGAACGAACCAAGCAGGACUUGAUAAACAAACUGGCAGCUGCAGAAUCAGAGGUCCAGAGACUAGAGAAGAUUGUCCGGGAGAGUGAGAGUGGCCUGGGCACAGCCUCCAGCCAGAUCACCAGUCUUAAGGACGCCUCCCACAGAUUACAGUCAGAACUAGAGAAAACCAGAGAGGAGCUCCGAAUGUCUAAAACUAAUGCUGCUAAUUUCAAGGUACAACUAGACAAGCUUCAGAAUUUGUACGAUGCAAAAAUGAUAGAAGCACAGGCAGAACUAAAAACCAAACUCGAGAAAUUAUCAGCAGACUUAGAAGGAAAAUGGUCUGAUACACUCAAGAAAGAAACAACAGACCUGCGACGGGAACUGACACAGCAAAAAGAAGAGGAGAAGAAGGCAGCCCUAAAUCAGCUAUCACGACUGAAAGACGAGGAAAUCGCCGCCUCUAAACGGGGCUGGGAGAACAUUAUUAACGAGCUACAGAAACAGGUGAAUGAGUUGAAGAGCAAACUAAACAAUGCUCAGACAAUCAGCGCUGGUGAACUUGAGAGACUCCAGAGAGAGGCUGCGGAGGAAAAGCGCCGUCUAGAGGAGAGAAUGGCUCAAGCUGCGGAGGAAUUCGCUCAGGAAGUUGCUGCCAUUGAAGCUAAGCAUGCAGCAGAAAUACAGGCUCUCAUCAAACAAAAGGAAGAGGAAAUUCAGGAGCUUGAGACCAGUCUGAAGUCCAGACACAUAGAUGAGAUGCAGACCUCCAUCACAGCUCAUAAAGCGGCCCUGGAGGGCCAGAAAUUGGAGGCUGAGAGACUGAAGCAGCAGGCCCUAGAGGAACAGAAAAAUGCCCACAACAAAGUGUUAGAGACAACUAAGGAGCAGCUACAUGAGCGUCACAUGACCCACAUGUCAGAGGUCACGUCGUCACAUGAGCAGCAGCUGGAGGCUGCUAGACUGGAGCUAGAGAGAGCCGUGGAAAUCUCUCACCAGAGGGACCGAGAUCACGGUAUGCAGAUAGAGGAACUGAAGGCAGAGAUAACACAGAGGGAGAGGCACAUCAAAAACUUACAGGAGGAGAUUCAGAAACUCAAGGACAACAUUGACCAGCUGAUGAGAGAGCUGGAACAAAAGGGGAAGGAUAUCGUCAAAAUCCGCAACGACGCAAACCUACAGCUCAAGAAAAAAGAGGAAGUGCUGAACAAGCGCCACCUACAACAGUUGGAGAAUGUUAAACAGGACUUUUCUCGGGAGUCAGAGUCCAUGAUGGCGGAAUUUACAGAGGCUCAGGACAUACUGAAGGACAAGAUAUCCGAGCUACAGAUCAUGUUGGAGGAGGCUGAGGAGAAGUAUAAUAAUCGUGACUCGCGGCCCGAGGACCUGGAACUAAUACAGCAGCUGAGGGACGCGAUCUCCGAGAGAGAGGGACGAAUGAAACAACUCAUCGAUGAGAAGAGAUAUUAUCAACUGGAGCUGGUAAACAGGGAAACUAACUUUAACAAGGUGUUUAACAACACGACCAACGUUGGAGUCAUUAACCCGCUGGCUAAGAAACCCAAGAAGGGAGAGAAGCCUGCUGUGUCCAAACAUUCCAGUCAACCCAACCUAGGUAGUCAUCGCCUGGACCCCCUCCCUAACUCCCCCAUGCACCACGACCCACUGAACCCCUCCAAACCUCUGCCAUCCUUCACCAAGAAAUUUGUCAAAUGAUGAGACACUCUGUGAUAUUUCUAUAGUGCUAGUCUAUUUAUGAGUGUGACCAUAAACAUGUAGAGCCAGUAUGGACAUUAUAGGAUUUAUAAUGGUUGAGGUGUAUAGAAAGACCAAAAAAUCUAAUGGAAAAAGACCAUUUAGAGCAUUUCUGUGUCUUCACGUAACAGCCUGGAAGAAGUGGGGAUAGAAUGAAAAGUCAGCUGAAAUUCUGUGUACACCUAAGUCUGCUGAAGUAAGGGAGGAGGAUGGGAAGGUUCUGUCUUGUAUUUGCACGCGUAUGAAAAAGUUUUUCGUUGCGACUUACCCUCACACACAAAGAGAACACUGGCGGGCUCAGCCGGCCAAUUGUGUAGUCCAGUGUUAUCAAUGUAUGAAAGCUAUUCUGUGAUAUAAACAUAUUAACUCAGUAUUGCUGACUCUUGUCUGCAUUUAUCGUCAUUGUCCGUCCAACAAACCUGUUGCUGUGAUCAAUUCAUUUGCUUUGCUCUUGUUAUUCUUUUGUUUAAUCUUCAGAUUUUUAUUUGUGAACAUUCAUGAAAUUAAUUUUUAUCAUGCGCAGAGAUGCAUACUGAUUUUAUAUCUAUGAUUUUUAUGAUGAAUGUUUCCCAGAGCUGCUGCAGAUUAAGGAAAACAACUAAUGUGUUAUUGUAAUGUUAUUUACUGUUUUGGAGAAUUGUUUGAUCAUGUUAAGACUAACAAUUGAUUGGUCAAUGGGAAUAAAAAAAGUAGACCAA
This is a messenger RNA of Saccostrea cuccullata (small rock oyster), 4065 nucleotides long. RefSeq names its product protein FAM184A-like. The record is from RefSeq and is a predicted model, not a curated record. Lineage: Eukaryota; Metazoa; Mollusca; Bivalvia; Ostreida; Ostreidae. The transcript has 17 exons. The coding region runs from base 38 to 3328 and encodes 1096 amino acids.